AUGUCAGGCAGAGCACUGACGGCACUGGGGACGCUGAUGUCGGCGCCCAGUGAUCGGGUGAAGAUGGUGGACAUGCACCCGAAGGAGCCGUUGUUCCUCUGCUCGCUGUACUCUGGCGUGAUCAACCUGUGGAACCUCGAGACGCAGGUGAUGCUCAGGUCGUUCGACACGGGCACAGGGUUGCCGGUGCGGUGUGUGCGGUUCAUUCCGCGACUUCAGUCCUUCGUCUGCGGCACGGAUGACAUGAUGCUUCGCGUCUUCAACUACAACACAAUGGAGAAGACGAAGACGUUUCAGGCGCACGACGACUACAUCCGCGGCAUUGCGGUGCAUGAGCAGCUGCCGAUUAUCUUAACCUCCUCGGAUGACAUGACGAUCCGGCAGUGGGACUGGAGCAAAAACUGGGCGCAUGUAAGCACCCACGAAGGCCACUUGCAUUACGUCAUGGGCGUCGUGUUCAACCCCAAGGACCCCUCCACCUUUGCCACAGCCUCGCUAGACUGUACCGUAAAGGUGUGGAGCAUCAACAGCCCGGUGCCAAAUUUUCAGCUUGAGGGGCACGAAGAUGGCGUGAACUGCGUUGACUACUACCCCGGCGGUGACAAGCCCUACCUACUUAGCGGCGCGGAUGAUCAAACCGUGCGGUUGUGGGACUAUCAGACAAAGGCCUGUCUACAGGUAUUUUCUUACCACACAGCAAAUGUUACUGCAGUCCUGUUUCACCCAAGUCAACCUGUGCUCUUUACAUUAGCGGAGGAUAUGGAGAUGAAGAUUAUCGCAACGGAGACCCACCGCCUUCUUCUCAGUGUUGACCAUUCUCGCAUGAAUCGGGGCUGGUCAAUGGCGGCAAGACGCCACACGAACGUUUUGGUGGUUGGAUACGACGGCGGGACGGUGGUAUACAAGGUGGGCGAGGACAAACCCGUGUACUCUAUGGACCCCGCCGGAAAAAUUCUCGUGGCCGUCGGAAGUGAGGUGACGCGUAUUGAUGCAAAAGGUAUUUCAGCCGAUGUGGCCGAUGGUGAUGUGCUUUUGCUACCGACAAAGGACAUGGGCGCGCUCGAGACCUCGCCCUCUGCGAUUCUGCAUGGCCCUAGUGGACAAUUUAUUGCCGUGAUUGGAGAUAAUGACUACACGAUUCUUUCCUCGCUCUCCAUGCGGCCCAAAACUUACGGCAGGUGUGCCUCUUUUGUGUGGGGUCCUGAGAAUGGCUCCUACGCCGUGUUGGAGAGUUCAAUGACGUUGAAGAUUUAUAAAAAUUUUAAGGAGCGUGCAACAAUCACCCUCAAUGAAUCUUCAGAGAGGUUGUUCAGUGGUCCGCUUUUGGGGGUUUGCACGGCAUCCAGUGUCACGUUCUACGACUGGGCAACACUGAAUCUCAUUCGCCAGAUCGACGAGUGUCCGAAGAUGGUGCAGUGGAGCGAGAGUGGGGAGCUGCUGGCAAUAGUCUCUGACACCGCCUUCUUUACGCUGCGAUUCAGCAGUGAGGCGGUGAUGGAGUACCUUGAGACGCAGGAGAGCACCCCAGAGGAGGGGCUUGACUUUGCCUUUGACGUUGUAGAGGAGGUUGGCGAGAGUGUGAAGGAGGUGCUCUGGGUUGGCGAUUGCCUUGUGUUUGUCAACCAGGCGCAUCGACUGAACUACUACAUUGGCGGAGAGACAAACAGCAUUGCGGUGCUGUCGCGGAACCAGUACCUCCUUGGAUACCUGACAAGGGAAAACCGGAUUUUAUGCAUUGACAAGGAAAAGAACAUCACAAGCUACUUGCUUCGCCUGAGCUUCAUUGAAUACAUGGCGGCGAUCGUCCGCGAGGACUUUGCGGCCGCUGAGAAACUGCUUCCUUCCAUUGCAGCGAGCGAGCGACUGCGGUUAGCACAGUUCCUGCAAGCAAAGAACUAUCUUGAGCUGGCGCUGGAAGUCACCACUGACGAGGACCAUCGCUUCGAUCUGGCGGUGCAGCUGGGAAGGCUUGCCUUGGCAAGGGAGAUAGCGGAGCGGUCCCCGUCCAUGGUGCGUUGGAAGCAGGUGGCGGACCUGGCCCUUGAGAAGGGCAUGCUCGAGCUAGCAGAGGAGGCGCUGCGCAACUGCGGCGACAGCAACGGCCUCCUGUUGCUCUACUCCUGCAAGGGGGACAUGGACGCUACGUCAAAGCUGGGAGACGCGUGUGUGGCGAACGGAAAGGCAAAUGUCGCCUUCACAUGCUUCCACCUAACAGGGCGCUACGCGGAUAACGUGGACUUGCUUUGUCGCACCGGGAAGGUCGCCGAGGCCGCCUUCUACGCCCGCACCUACUGCCACAGCAAGGUGGAAGAGGUCGUCACGAGGUGGAAGGUCGCAGUCGCCUCGCUGCCGCGCGUGCGUGAGGCCAUUGCCAGCCCAACGGCGUAUCCGAACCUCUUCCCAAAUAUGCGGAGCCUACCGGCGUCAGCACCGCAACUUGAGGAGCAAACCCCGCAGCGAAACACAGACAGCGAACCUUUGGGGCAACAGCCAACCGGAACUAUUCAGGAGGAGGGUGCAGGCGCUGCUGGCUUUGAGUCCCCGCAGCCGUCCAAGUCCGCCACGAUUUCGUGCGGCGAUGCUUCGGGGCUGCCUGCCGACCUACAUCACUUGGCGUCUGCCGCGGCUAUGUAUUCGCCCGGCAACACGCCAGCCGCGCCGCCCCCUUCGCUGGCUAGAGAAGCAGAGGGAGAUGCAACGCCGGCUGCUACGGCCUUCGUCGACGAGGGCAAUACCGACGCCGAGGAGUGGGCUUAA
This is a messenger RNA of Trypanosoma conorhini, 2757 nucleotides long. RefSeq names its product coatomer subunit beta'. NCBI's taxonomy places the organism in Eukaryota, Euglenozoa, Kinetoplastea, Trypanosomatida, Trypanosomatidae. The transcript has a single exon. Gene Ontology annotation, cellular component: COPI vesicle coat. The record is from RefSeq and is a predicted model, not a curated record. The coding region runs from base 1 to 2757 and encodes 918 amino acids. Gene Ontology annotation, biological process: intra-Golgi vesicle-mediated transport; retrograde vesicle-mediated transport, Golgi to endoplasmic reticulum; intracellular protein transport. Gene Ontology annotation, molecular function: protein binding; structural molecule activity.